GAAGCGCGCCAAUGUCUCGCCUCUAAUUGCUUUUGAGCUGCAAACGUCCCUUCACACAACAUUCCACCGCUUACUUUCCUCUCAUUUCGCCUCUUCUCUCUCUCUCUCUCUCUCAUUACAGAACAAAGAAACAUUCAUCAAACCAACAACAAAGUAAAAACAAUUUCAUUGCAGGAUCAAAUCAAACAACCCCAUUUUUACAGUAAAUCAAUGGGUCAUCCUUUUUGAGUUUCGAAGUGUGGGUUUUUUUUUUUUCUAUUUGAUCCAAAAAUAAGGAACUGGUGUUUUCUUUUUUCUUUUUUGAGGAAAAGAUAUUUGCUUUUGAUGACGAGUUGUUUUGGGACUUGGUGAAUGCUGGGAAAGGAAUAUAUUUCCUUUUGAUUGUUAAUGAGAGGCCAAAGCAGAAAGCAUAUGCAUCUAUGAAGACAAGGGCAAGGGAGUCGCCGUUUCACCACCUGAUGCUAGAGCGUCUUUUUCUUUGGCGGUUUCCUUUCAGUUUUUUUAAAUGGAAUGGCAGAUCCUGUUAGUUAUGGCAAUUCUGAACGUGACAUUGAGCAAGCACUUAUUACUUUGAAAAAGGGCACUCAGCUUAUCAAGUACAGCCGUAAAGGAAAACCCAAGUUUCGUGCAUUUAGACUUUCUCCUGAUGAAACAACACUGAUAUGGUUAUCACAUGGAGAAGAGAGGAAUCUGAAAUUAUCUUCUGUUUCUCGUAUCAUUCCUGGACAACGAACUGCUGUUUUUAGAAGAUAUUUGCGCCCAGAAAAGGAGUACUUAUCUUUUUCACUUCUAUACAAUAACGGCGAAAGAUCUCUCGACCUGAUCUGCAAGGACAAAGUUGAGGCAGAAGUGUGGUUUGCAGGGCUCAAGGCAUUGAUUGGACAGAAUCGUAAUAGACGAACUAAGAGUGAUUUCAGUGAUCUACAAGGAGAUUUCUUUCUAAAUGGCCGCCCAUUUGGUGCAGCUCUAGAGUUCAACAAUAGUGUUGCCCAUGGUAGGGUGUCUAUAGAUUUUGGAAGCUCAGAUGUGGGGUCAGAACGCGCAAGUAUGCAGUUGAGAACUAGUGCUGGAGAUGGUUUUCGAAUUAGUGUUUCAAGCACUCCUAGCUGUUCAAGUGGCGGAUCUGGUCCAGAUGACAUAGAGUCAUUAGGUGAUGUUUACGUAUGGGGAGAAGUUUGGUCUGAUGGAGUUACACCAGAUGGGUCCGCAAGUUCAGUCCCCACAAAAAUUGAUGUGCUAACUCCUAAGCCCUUAGAAUCAAAUGUAGUUCUUGAUGUUCAUCAGAUAGCUUGUGGCGCUAGACAUAUUGCUCUUGUAACAAAGCAAGGUGAAGUUUUCACCUGGGGUGAGGAAUCUGGUGGGAGACUCGGUCAUGGAAUUGAAAAAGACUUUAGCCACCCCCGACUCGUUGAGUUCCUGGCAGUCAAUAAUGUGGAUUUUGUUGCAUGUGGAGAGUAUCAUACAUGUGUUGUAUCCACAUCUGGUGAUUUAUUCACUUGGGGUGAUGGUACUCAUAAUGCUGGACUCCUUGGUCAUGGAACUGACGUUAGCCACUGGAUUCCAAAAAGAGUUUCUGGUGCAUUAGAAGGACUACAAGUCUUAUCUAUCGCCUGUGGCACAUGGCAUUCAGCUCUAGCAACCUCUAAUGGGAAGCUAUUUACAUUUGGUGAUGGAAAAUUCGGUGUUUUGGGCCAUGGAGAUCGAGAAAGUCUUACAUAUCCAAAAGAAGUCCAAAUGUUGAAUGGACUAAAGACUAUUAAAGUUGCAUGUGGGUUAUGGCAUACGGCAGCUAUUGUAGAGGUUAUAGGCCAUUCAGGUGUCAACAUUUCAUCAAGAAAGUUGUUUACCUGGGGUGAUGGUGACAAACACCGGCUAGGACAUGGAAGUAAGGAAACUUAUCUACUUCCAACCUGCGUCUCUUCACUAAUUGACUACAAUUUCCACCAGAUAGCUUGCGGACAUACUAUGACUAUUGCACUUACUACAUCAGGUCAUGUCUUUACUAUGGGUGGUACUGCAUAUGGUCAACUAGGCAACCCAAGUGCUGAUGGAAAGUUACCAUGCCUGGUACAAGAAAGACUGGUAGGUGAAUUUGUUGAAGAAAUUUCUUGUGGAGCAUAUCAUGUUGCUGUCCUGACAUCAAGAAGUGAAGUGUUCACUUGGGGAAGAGGUGCCAAUGGAAGACUGGGACAUGGUGACACAGAAGAUAGGAGAACUCCAACAUUGGUUGAAGCAUUGAAGGAUAGGCAUGUCAAAAAUAUAUCAUGUGGUUCAAAUUUCACUUCCAGUAUAUGCAUCCAUAAAUGGGUCUCUGGUGCUGACCAGUCAGUUUGCUCUGGCUGCCGACAGGCCUUUGGUUUCACUAGAAAGAGGCACAAUUGUUAUAAUUGUGGGCUGGUGCACUGCCAUGCUUGCAGUUCCAAGAAAGCAUUGAAAGCAGCAUUGGCUCCAACACCAGGCAAACCUCAUCGCGUUUGUGAUGCUUGCUAUUCAAAACUUAAAGCUGCUGAAGCUGGUAAUACUUCAAGUUUGAAUAGAAAAGUUGCUGGUCCCCGCCCCUCAUUAGAUGGCAGGGAAAGAAUGGAUAGGGGAGAGAUAAGGUCUUCUAGGCUUUUGCUCUCUCCUAACACAGACCCACUCAAAUACCUUGAGAUCAGGUCAGGAAAACCUGGGGCCAGAUAUGAUUCUCCUUCUCUUGUCCAAGCUUCGCAAGCUCCAUCACUUUUACAGCUUAAAGAUAUUGCUUUUCCAAGUUCACUCACUGUUAUUCAAAAUGCUUUUAAACCUGCUACUCCUCCACCAACGCCACCACCUCAGUCCCCCAUCAACUCAAGAUCUAGUUCACCAUACUCAAGGAGACCAAGCCCUCCACGCUCUGUCACAUCUACAUUUUCAAGGAAUUUUAUUGAAAGCCUAAGGAAGUCAAAUGAACUUUUGAAACAAGAAGUGGCAAAAUUGCAAAAUCAAAUGAAAGGAUUGAACCAGAAAUGUGAUUCACAAGACACGGAGAUGCAGAAACUAAGAAAAAAUGCUGAAGAAUCUGCUUCAUAUGCUGCAGCAGAAUCAUUCAAGUGUAAAGAGGCCAAGGAAGUUUUGAAAUCCUUCACAGAUCAGUUGAAGGAAAUAACAGAGACAUUGCCUCCUGAGAUUUUGGAAAGCGAAACCUUUAGAGCUAUGCAUACUCAAGCUGAAGCAUUCUUACACACACAUGGAACAUCUGAAGCUGCCGCUUCUUUUCCAGCAAGCUUGGAGUCUUCAGAUAUGCAAGACCAGAGAGUGGAAGAUAAUGUAGACACUGCUGCUACUGUCCCAUCUUGUAAUAGUGGAAGUUCUAUUACAAGAGAGGCUGCACCUCAACAAAGCUCACAAAUCGAAUCAAGUGCGUCAGAGGCUGCACCUCAACAAAGCUCACAAUUAGAAUCAAGGUCGUCAGAGGCUUCAGCAAUUAGAGGUGGAGGAGAAAAUGAGCUUACCGAGCAAUUUGAACCUGGAGUUUACAUCACCUUCUCUUAUAACCAAAAUGGUGCCAAGCUCUUUGGACGAGUUAGAUUCAGUAAACGGAGGUUUGCUGCACAUCAGGCAGAAGAGUGGUGGCUCAGAAAUAGAGAUAGGGUGCAAUUGAGGUAUAUUAUGCAGGUAACAAGACCAGCUUCAGCCGCAUCAUCCCUUACUCCACCACACCCUCCACAACCACCAUCUCCACCACCUGCUGAUGAAACCAAUGAGGAAGCUUCCCCUCCUGAAACUUAGUGAUCUGGCAAUGUAUAGCAGAAAAAGAUUAUGCAGCUACUAUGACAGCAGCAUUUUGAUCAACAAUCAAGCAUGGGAUGUACUUUGUUUUUAGGAAAGGUUAGGUUUGGAUGUUUUAUCCAGGGAAGUAGGAUACAAAAAUUCUGCAUCACUUUGCCUCAACAAGGCAUAGAAACAACUCCAUGCUCCAGACAUGAUGACUGCAAAGGUGUUUACUUUAGAGGCAGAAAGAAGUACAUAUAACUCUAAGUAUUCAUUCUUCGUUUCUUAUCUGUUACCUUCUAAAAUCUUUCUAGUGAGACAUUGUAGCUGUACAGUAUAUAAAAUUUAUUAUUUGUGACAUUAGCAAAGUCACUUUUUUC
Messenger RNA from Theobroma umbraticum, 4112 nucleotides. Its product is annotated as PH, RCC1 and FYVE domains-containing protein 1-like. Gene Ontology annotation, molecular function: metal ion binding. The record is from RefSeq and is a predicted model, not a curated record. Lineage: Eukaryota; Viridiplantae; Streptophyta; Magnoliopsida; Malvales; Malvaceae.